Chironomus riparius is the source of this 2205-nucleotide messenger RNA. The record is from the annotation of a GenBank genome assembly. NCBI's taxonomy places the organism in Eukaryota, Metazoa, Arthropoda, Insecta, Diptera, Chironomidae.
AUGGCAAAUCCUCGAAAAUUUUCGGAAAAAAUAGCGCUAUUAAAUCAAAAGGAAGCAGAAGGAAAUGCCGAAUUUGAGCGUAUUAUGCGUGAAGUAUCAGAAGUGUCAUCAAAGGUGACACAAGCACCGCGUAACACGAAUUUGAUAGCAACAACUUCUGCAUUUAUAUCGCGAUCAUUGCCAAAUGUUAAUGCGCCAAUUAAUAAUGCAAACAAUUCAAACAAUCUUGAUAAUAAGAAUGACGAACCGAAUACAACAACUUUAGCCGGUUUGCUCUCGUCAGGAUAUUCAAGCGAUAUUACCAAAAAUGCUAACGCUGAAAAUAAAGUGACGAGAGAAUCGAGGGGACGAAGUGUAGGCGGUGGACCAAUGCGAUCGCGAAGAAAUAUUGACACAUCACCGUAUGGCAGCAAUAACAAUGCCUAUUUAAGUCCACCACAAGAGUCGAGUUGGAGGAGAACAUCAUCAGAUUCGGCCAUUCAUCAGAGCUUAACACAAGCUCAAGAAAUACACAAUAAUGUUCAAUCAUUAAUGUUAAGUCCGCGCGCUCAGAAACGGCUAUCAAGUAGUCAAAGUAACAGCAUGAAGAAUCUUCAUCAUCAGCAUCAAAAUCAUUCAAUGAACCAGCAACAUAGUCAUAGUCAGCAAAACAUGCAACAGACAACAUUAUUAGCGCAACAGACACUUAUGCAACAACAAAAUAUUCCCCAACAGCAUAUGGUGAUGAAUAAUUUACAACAGGACAUGAAGUCAAGAUCAGUCUCGAGAUUGCCUGGGAUUCCAAUAUAUCCAUCACAAAAUGAUGAGUUACUCCAGAUACCCGUUGGAAGUUCGACAGGGUCUCUUCCGGAUCUUACGUUAGUGCAUUUUCAACAAUCACCUCUCUCAAAUCCACUAGAUCCACAUGAACUGAUAGCUGUAACAACAAAUCAAUCGUACUCAAUGGCGAGCACAAAUCAAACGACCACGAAUCAUUUACCAAGUAUGACACAACAUCAUCAUCAGCAGCAGCAGCAGCAUCAACAACAUCAAAUGUACUCACAACAAAUGGGAAAUAAUCUCGAUCAAUUUAGCCCGAAGCAUUUUAGUAACAAUAAGGGUUCAACUAGUCAGGGUUUAAUAAUCCAGCAACAACAAGGAGCCAACAAUAACCAAAACUUUGCUCAACAGCAACAACAGCAAUCAAGUCCAAUACCAAUAGAUAAUACCAGUCAGCAACAGCAAUCACCGUUACAUUAUUACACGAAUUCAAUACCCCAAGAGAAAAUGAUGAGUUAUCGCAACAAUGCAGCGUCGCCGGGUAACUUGUCGUUGUCACAAGGGAAUUUAUCGAAGGUAUGCUUCGUUGAGCAGCAGAAUAAUUAUCGAAGUAGUCCCAACAAUCGACCAAGUCCUGGAAGUAGCCCAAUCAACCAUAUACCUGACUUAUCAAAUUCAAGUGCUCCAUGUAGUCCAUCGCCACAAAUGACCGGAAAUAAUGGACAAUUUGAAAGUUUUUCAUCAGCUGACACAUUUUAUCUUAAUCCAACGAUUCAGCAACAUUUUGAACAGUUCUCAUUAGUCGAUAGCCCGCUGAAUGAUUACAACAACUCUACAAAUGAUCAAACUUAUACCCAGUUAAAUGAUAGCUACAAUGGAAUUAUCAAUGAUAGCCCGAAUCGGACCAAUCAAUCACCAACGAAUGCAUCUCGACCGAAUUCACGACCAAACAAUAUGAAUCAACAGACAUCCAACAACAAUAGCAAUCGACAGUCAAGUAAUAACGGUGGAUCAAGUCCUCAUAGUCCAUUAGGCAGCGACACAAUGCUAUCCGGUAAUAAUUAUGACAAUUUACGAAUUAUAUUGGGAUCAUCAUCGCCAUUAGACGGUGGACUAUCAAAUGGAAUCAAUAAUAAUAGUGGUGUCAAUGAUAUUAUGUUAGGUGGUCUAGGAAAUGAUUCGAGUUCAAAAUUAAUAUCGUCAAGUAGUCCAGCCCUCCAAAAUCCUCUUAUGAUGACAUCGUCACCAUCUCAUCAAAUUACACAAACAACGACUGCCAUACCAGAAAUUGUUUUCUCAGAUUAUUCAUCCGGAUCUGUAUGCGAUUUGCUGAAUGUAGACAAUUUCUUAGAAUUGGGAAUGAAUACAACAGAGUUGCAGAUGUUUGAGAAUGCCAAUAUUAUUGAUCCAACGAUAGAAGAAAACUUCAGACGUGAUUUGUAUUAA